This is a messenger RNA of Alligator mississippiensis (American alligator), 3998 nucleotides long. RefSeq names its product src substrate protein p85-like. The coding region runs from base 1189 to 3276 and encodes 695 amino acids. Gene Ontology annotation, molecular function: actin filament binding. Gene Ontology annotation, cellular component: cortical actin cytoskeleton; plasma membrane; site of polarized growth. The transcript is spliced from 17 exons. Gene Ontology annotation, biological process: regulation of actin filament polymerization. Lineage: Eukaryota; Metazoa; Chordata; Crocodylia; Alligatoridae. The record is from RefSeq and is a predicted model, not a curated record.
AUGCGGUGGCGGCUGGCAGCUGUGACCGGCAGCCUGGUACCUGCACCUAUCCUCUGCAGCAGUUACCAUCUACUGCACUGUUACCUGGUCGGCUUCUCGGCCUGGGGGUGCUUGAUGUCCCACCCCGUAGAGCCCGGGGCUGGGGAGUUGGGGGCAGGCCCCCACCAAACGCCAGGCCUGGAGCCUUGUUGGGGAAGCGCUUCUAUGGCAGCGGGUGAGUUCAUCGAUGCAUCGAACGUGCCCCGGUGCCAUUCGCUCCUGAGCACAGGCAGGUCUUGCCAGAGCUCAUUGGCCCCGGGUGCUCUCGUCUUUCCAGGGCUCCCGCCGUCCUUCUGAGGUCCAUGUGCAAAGCCUUUGCCCCCUUCCCUUCAUGUCACGCUGCCCAGUGAAUGGCCUCCGGCCUUCGCUGCUGCAAGCCUGGCCUCACUCCUGUAAUCCAGCCCCUCAGCGCGAUAAGCAGGUCAUUUCCCCUUCUCUUACCUGGGCAUCUACCUGGGGGAUGGAGGGCCUCAGCUCGGGGGCAUCCACCUUGCUCCUGACUUGGUCUCUCCUCAUUCGACCUAGGCAGCUGCUCCGCGCCUGCACCGGUGCUGCCCGGCCUGGGGGAAGCAUUUGAACCUCCCGCGCUCCGUGCUGCAAGUGGGAGUUUUGCAGGCAUUGAAGGCUGCAUCAAGGCAGCCCGGCCAUCAUGGGCCCCUGAGCUUUAGAGGAUGAGACCUGCUUCAAGCCGGGCUCUUCUUGGCUACUCUGCUAACAGCCGGCCUGGUCUGGAUGCGACGGUGCAUCGGCAGAGCAGCUUGUGCCCUGCGGUGGAUGCACCGGAUGCCGUCUUCGCUGCUGACAGUCGUUUUAUGUGGCGUUUAGAUGAUGGUUUGUCUGGGCUGGGGUGGUUUGUUGAGCCCCAAGCCGGCGGCUCCUCCUCGCGUGGCCUGGCCCUCAAGACUCUCCCCUUCCUGUCUGGAGGAUCGUGGCCCCCCUGGCAGCGCCUGGCCCUUUCUGGGGCUGGAGUGAUUUCAGCCCCAUCUGAGGCCACGGCGUGCACCCACGAACCAACAGCAGCUCGUGGGGCGCUGGCAUCUCUGGGGGGGCUCAGCCCCGGGCAGUGGUGGUGGCCACAAUCCCUGCACUCAAGGCCCAUCUCAACCACGGCUCAUGGAUGGGUUUGCAGGUGACUAACAAGCCCCACCCAUGAGCCACGGCUCUGUGCACAGAAGCCACAGGUCCAGGCCGGGCAUCUCCCCCCUUCCUCCGCUCUCCCCUGCUUCGCCCCGAAAUUGGCUGCGCACGGGGGAGGUUGCGGCACCGCAGGCGUCCGUCGGCCGCUCGACGAGGGCUCGGUGGCAGGAAGUGAAGCUGCCUGGAGCUAAAACAGGAACCUCGCAGCAAGGCCCAGCCCCAGCCGCAGCUGCCGGCAGGUGCCUCGGCAGAGAGCAGCCGCCGUGCCCAGCGGGUGACGCAGACGCCAAGAUGUGGAAGUCUGUUGUGGGGCACGACGUGUCGGUGAAGGUGGAGGCGCAAGGAGACGACUGGGACACCGACCCCGACUUCGUGAACGACAUCUCGGAGAAGGAACAGCGCUGGGGGGCCAAGACCAUCGAGGGCUCGGGGCGCACCGAGCACAUCAACAUCCACCAGCUGCGCAGCAAAGUGUCACAGGAGCAUGAGGUCCUCAAGAAAAAGGAGCUGGACACGGGGCCCAAGGCCUCCUAUGGCUACGGGGGCAAGUUCGGCACGGAACGGGACAGGAUGGACAAGAGCGCUCUGGGCCACGAGUACGUGGCGGAGCUGGAGAAGCAUUCAUCUCAGACGGAUGCAGCCAAAGGCUUCGGGGGCAAAUACGGUGUCCAGAAAGACCGUGCGGACAAGUCAGCGCUCGGGUUCGAGUACAAGGGCGAGGUGGAGAAACACUCCUCCCAGAAAGACUACGCCAAGGGGUUCGGUGGCCGCUACGGCGUGGAGAAGGACAAGGUGGACAAAGCCGCCGUGGGGUUCGACUACAAGGCUCAGGCAGAGAAGCAUGAGUCACAGAAAGACUAUGCCGUGGGCUUCGGGGGCAAGUUUGGGGUGCAGAAAGACCGCCAGGACAAAUGUGCCCUCGGCUGGGAGCACCAAGAGGAGCUGAAGCUGCAUGAGUCCCAGACGGACUACUCCAAGGGGUUCGGAGGCCGCUACGGCGUGGAGAAGGACAAGGUGGACAAAGCCGCCGUGGGGUUCGACUACAAGGCUCAGGCGGAGAAGCACGAGUCACAGAAAGACUAUGCCGUGGGCUUCGGGGGCAAGUUUGGGGUGCAGAAAGACCGCCAGGACAAAUGUGCCCUCGGCUGGGAGCACCAGGAGGAGCUGAAGCAGCACGAGUCCCAGACGGACUACGCCAAGGGCUUCGGGGGUCGCUACGGGGUGCAGAAGGACAGAGUGGACAAGAGCGCAGUUGGCUUCGGCGAGAUGGAAGCACCGACUUCCUCCUAUGAGAAAACCAAACCCGUGGAGGCUGCCUCCAGCGGAGCCAGCAGCCUGAAGUCCCGGUUCGAGGGCAUGGCCAAGUCGGCCGAGGAGGAGAACAGGAAGAAAGUGGAGGAGGAGCGGGCCAGGCGCCAGGCCCGGGAGCAGCGCGAGCGGCAGGCCCAGGCCCGGCAGCAGGAAACCCCUAAGGCUGCAGCGGUCUCCAAGGAGCCGGUCCCCCCGCCACCAGCUGCAGGACCCAAAAGGAUUUCCAAGGACACCGCUGCACCACCCGUGCCCGUGCCCAUGCCCGUGCCCGUGCCACAGCAGGCUGUGGCAGAGCCGCAGGACGAGGAGGAGCCCCCCGCACUGCCCCCGCGCCCCGCAGACCUGGGCGAGGCGCCUUGGGAGCCGCAGGAGGUGCCCAAGCCGGAGCUACCCAUCUACGGCGAGAGCAUCGAGCUGGACGCAGACUAUGAGGAAUUGCCCGAGCCCUCCAACUGUGAUGAUGGUGGCGUCGCCGACUACGAGGAGCUGCCAGAGCCCGCGGGCGAUGAUGACGGCGACGACUACGAGGAGAUCCUUUCUGAACCGGAGCUGCAUGGCGGCCAGAGCAUGCCGUGCCCCGGAGAGUCUGAGAACGUGUACGAAGUGGACAUCACCGGGAUCUGCGCCAUAGCCCUGUACGACUACCAAGGAGAGGGGGACGACGAGAUCUCCUUCGAUCCCAACGACACCAUCACGCACAUCGAGAUGGUGGACGAGGGCUGGUGGCGGGGCCAGAGCCGCGGCAAAGUCGGCCUCUUCCCAGCCAACUACGUGAAGCUGCUCGAGUGAGGUCUGCUCCUGCCGGAGCCCCCGCCCUGCCUCGCUGCCUCCCUUUGCUUCAGUCUGCGUCUGCAACCAGGACCCCCAGCACCAUCCCAGCUUCCCGGGGCUUGGCCCAGCACAUCUGGGAGGAGAGCAGCGAGGAAGAGCUGCUGGACUCCCAGGCUAGCCUGUGCACGGGGAUGGAGAAUCGCGGCAUCUUUACCCCGUGCCGCGCCAUGCUGGAGAGCCCGGGGGGUGGGAGAGGCAGGCAUGGCCUGUCCCCUCUCGAGGAGGCUAGCUCCAACCUGGCCCCAGGGUGUGUGCAAUAAACCCUACAGCUUUUCCUUCUGGGGGCAGUGGUUCCCAGCCAGGCUGGGGCAGGUGUGUGGCUGCCAUGGGGUACGGGACCUUCCCCCAGACUGCCAUGUGAAAUCAGCCCCCUGCUCCUAAUCGCCAGCGUCUGUUGUGUCUCGUAGCCCCUCUGCGCCACGCCGGGGAUAAGGCGGGUUCAUGAAGGACUGGUAUUUCUGCAGCCAGUCCCCAUCCGCAGCAAGGGCCCCGGUGCCAGCGUCUCCACAGGGCUCGGGGUGGGACGUGGUCUGCCCCCACCCAGGCACUGGCACCUUCUCCUGCCCUUGCCUCCGCGAGGCUUCCUGAGCUUGUGCUGACGAUGAUCUAGGCCGUAAUGUAUGACCCCGUCUGUUGGCACUGCCGCUGCGGGCACCAGCAAUAAAGGACAAUCCUGCUGA